AUGAGUGAGUCUCAAGCACCUCAGCAAAGGUCGCCAAAGAUGUAAGUCGCAAUAAAUAAUUAGAUCCUAAGAAUAGAAUUAGUGGGGAAUCAGCAUCGGAAAUUUUGAGCUCAAAAUGAAUUUCAAGCCGAAGCUCAGGCGCAGCCUGGAAAAUUUUAGAAAAACAUCUUUUCUCUAAGAGAGUGGCGAACUAAGCACGCAGCUCGGCUCAGAACACCAAAAAAUAAUCUUACAAAAAUUCGAUUUUUUCUAACUUUUUCGGGUGUUUUUCUAACACCCGACCUGCGCCCGGCCAUUUCAGCCGGUUCGAAUCGAAAUCGUCCCGAAAAGGACUUUUUCCACAAAAUUUUAAAUCUUUUUUCAGGAAGAUGACUCCGAUUCAAAUAAUCUGGAGGAAAAGUCGAAAACUCUCCAAAAGAUUGAAGGGAGGAAUUAAAAAGAGAUGGGAAACUGAAUGCGGAUUUCAAAUCCUUGGCCGAACAACUUCAGAAUGAACGAGCGACCGUUUCGAGAGCUGUGGCACAGAAUAUGGACUUAAAGGAACAGUUGGGAGAACUCCAGGAUCGACUCGUAGAGGUGACUAAUCGAUGCGCCGAGCAGGAAGAUGAGAGACAGAGAGCUGUGGCCAUGGUUAAGAACUUGAGCAGACGGCUGGAGGAAAUGGUAGGAGAAGAAAGUUUUGGUUUUAUUCUUGAUUUUUAGGACUCCAAUGGAUCCCAAAGCAUGAAUGAGGUUCAAAAGCAAGCUUACGAUCUUCCGAUUGUCCCAGAGUUAUUAGAGAAACAUAUUGAAAGCAUGGGAUAUCUCUCGGAAGAUUAUAAUCGGCAAUUGAUCGACAUUUCCAAAGCCAUCAAGAGAAUUGUGAGUGUUUUUGGACAUGUACAUAAUGAUGAAAUUUUCAAUUUGGAUAUGUGAAAUUAAAGUUUCAGAUCAAGAAAUAUCAUCCCCACACGGCUGCAGAGGAAUUGGACCAGCUCACGGAACUCCCGGAUAUUAUUGUUAAUAGGCUCCCAAGUCAUCAUCAUCAACAUAAUGGAACGGUUCCUCCUCCGCCAACCCCUAAAAACGAUGCCUCAACAAUGGUGGAUCAAGAUCUGGCCAAGAACCUCCCAUCUCCAGCAGUAUUGGAAACGGCCCUGCAAACGGCCGCGAAAGAAGCACUGGAGACGGAAGAAAUGGAAGUAAACAAUGAACAACACGAGAAAACGGUGGACAAGAAGAUGAAGGUAAGGAAGAGGGUUACAAAAUUGCUUAUUUGGAAUAGAGACUAAAUUUCAUUGGUUUUAGAUCAAGUUAUUAAUGAGAAUUCCCAACCAGAAAGCAGUCAAUACAUUGAGAAUCCGAAUUAUUAUGGAACCCCUCAAAGUUCCUGAGAUGAGCAAACCUUUCCAGAUUCCUCCAACUCCUUCGAGAAUACCUGCAGCAUCAACUGAAACGAACAUAUUAUACCUUACAAUUCACCGAUGUCAUUCCCAAUAUAAUAAAAUGACCUACUUGUAUGUAAUCAUUAUCUUUCUGAAAUGGCGUCAACGAAUUGUUCAAGACAAUCGAUGA
Messenger RNA from Bursaphelenchus xylophilus (pine wood nematode), 1554 nucleotides. The record is from the annotation of a GenBank genome assembly. Lineage: Eukaryota; Metazoa; Nematoda; Chromadorea; Rhabditida; Aphelenchoididae.